Messenger RNA from Corticium candelabrum, 466 nucleotides. RefSeq names its product dynein regulatory complex protein 8-like. Gene Ontology annotation, molecular function: calcium ion binding. The transcript is spliced from 4 exons. Bases 68 to 325 code for a protein of 85 amino acids. Lineage: Eukaryota; Metazoa; Porifera; Homoscleromorpha; Homosclerophorida; Plakinidae. The record is from RefSeq and is a predicted model, not a curated record.
AGGAUUGUUUUAUUAGGUAGAAGAAGAUGAACCAACUGGAUUUAUUAGAUAUGAAAAGUUUCAACCAAUGAUGGUUCGGGUGCUUACGGAAAAAAGAUAUCAGCCUGCCAGUGAAAAGCAACUGCUAAACGCAUUUACAGUUUUAGACACCGAACAAAAAGGAUACUUGACACGUGAUGAGAUUACACAGUAUAUGACAGAUGAAGGUGAACCCUUUACUAAAGACGAGAUUGAGGAGAUGUUACAUGCAUCAAUAGAGCGUGGGCAAGACGUUCUAUUGUAUAAAGAUUAUGUCACUCUCAUGGUACCAGAGGAAGACAACUAGAUUAACUUGAUAGUUCGCAGUAGCUGGAAUGUGUAAGGAUUUAGUUAGUCUCUGGCUGCGUUUGCACCUGUAGUGGCUAUUAUUAUUGUUAUGCGAGCUUCAAUGCCCGGCUUCGCCCGGGUAAUAGUUUAAUCACACAAA